AUGACGCCCGGGGUUUGCGCGCUCAGAGCUCCACAGCUCGAGCUGGAGUGUGUGGGCGUGGCUGCCGCCAGGCUCCCUGACACGGAGACCUCGUGGGUGCGGGCGCGCCCCGCACUCCAGCCGUCCAGACCCCAGCCCCGCGCGCCCCAGCCCGCGCCCCAGCCGCCCGGACCCCCGCACUUCAGCCCCGCGCCCCAGCCGCCCGGACCCCCGCACUUCAGCCCCGCGCCCCAACCCCGCACUCCAGCCGCCCGGACCCCAGCCCGCGCCCCCCAGCCCCGCCCCCCAGCCCCGCGCCCCAGCCGCCCGGACCCCAGCCCGCGCCCCCCAGCCCCGCACUCCAGCCCCGCGCCCCGGCUCGCGCCCCAGCCCCGCGCCCCAGCCCCGCGCCCCAGCCCCGCGCCCCGCGCCCCCAGCCCCGCACUCCAGCCCCGCGCCCCAGCCGCCCGGACCCCAGCCCCGCGCCCCAGCCCCGCACUCCAGCCGCCCGGACCCCAGCCCGCGCCCCAGCCUUGCGCCCCGCACUCCAGCCCCGCACUCCAGCCCGCACCCCAGCCGCCCGGGCCCGAGGCCACUCGCUCCGAGCCAACCCGCGCCCGCGGCGCCCCCAGCGCUAGGACAGAAACUGCGCUUCCAGCCCUGCUUGGAGGAGACUACAGCGUCCCCCGGCCAGCGCCGUCAGGCGGGGAAGCCGUCAAGCGCCUCCGAGAAUUCCGCAGAGACCUCGGAAAGAAAGAACGGAGGGGCCGGCAGCGGCCGGGGCAGCGCCCGGCCAGCCGCGGGAUGACACCGGCCAAGCCGCAGGGACCCGGCGCCCCCGAUCGCGCCCACAGCCGCCGGCCGCCCGGAGGUACCUGUUCCGAACGCCGGGGCCGGCGACAGCGGGCGGCGGGCGGCGGGCGGCGGGCGGGGCCCGCUGAGGCCCCGGAGCCUAGGCCUCGCUCCGGGGCCCGCGCGCCGGCGGGCACCGGCCCUCGGCUGGCCGCCGGGACAGCCGCGGCUCCGCGCGCUCCCAGGCCGCUGAGGCGGUGGCACCUGAGGCGCAGCCCGGGCCGCCUCCGCCCAUCGCCCGGGGCGCGGACGCCGCUCUCAUGA
Molecule: messenger RNA, 1095 nt
Organism: Oryctolagus cuniculus (rabbit)
Lineage: Eukaryota; Metazoa; Chordata; Mammalia; Lagomorpha; Leporidae
Source: RefSeq, a predicted model, not a curated record